UUCAAACACACCUCGAUGCCUCUGCCUAGCGUGGCGGUGGCGAUGGCGGCGGUGGUGGUGGUGGUGAUAGCGGAUGGUGUGGCCGGGUGGGAUAUCAGAGGCACGGAUGGAGUGAACAGUACCACCCAGGCGCCUCUGUACGGCCAGCAACCCCGCGCCGCAAGGAUUCUGUCAGGGGUUGCUAAAGAGGAGGUGCGGCGCCCUUUCGAGCUUUCCACCAGCCUGGGAGUGAUCGCUGGUGUGCAGGAGCUUACUGAACUACCCCACCGCUCCUUCUUCGCCUUCAGGGGCAUCCCGUUCGCAGAGGCUCCUGUGGGAAGGCUGCGGUGGGAGGCGCCAAAGGAGACUAAUGGGCGGUGGGCGGGGGGGUAUCUGGACGCCACCCAGUACCGCCCCUUCUGCCCCCAGUAUGACCCCAACACCCGACAAGUACUGGGGGAGGAGGACUGCCUUUAUCUCAAUGUGUACACGCCUGUCCUGCCCCAUCAAAGCCCCGCCAAGCUUCCCGUGUUGGUGUUCCUACACGGGGGCGGCUACCUGAUGGGCGCCGCCUCGUCCCUGGGCCCCCACAAGCUGCUCAGGAAGGACAUCGUGCUGGUGACGGUUAACUACAGGCUGGGGGCGCUUGGGUUCCUCAGCACGCGGGACACCACACUACCGGGGAACUAUGGCGCCCUGGACCAGGUGGCUGCGCUGCGCUGGGUCAGGACACACGUGGACCAGUUCGGCGGGGACCCAACCCGUGUCACUUUGGGCGGCUUCUCCUCCGGCGCCGCCCUCGUGCACCUCCACCUCCUGUCCCCGUUAUCUAAGGACCUCUUCUCAAGCGCAAUAAUGAUGAGCGGGGCUGCCAACUGCCUGUGGUCUGUGGCGCGCUACCCUGAAACAGCCGCGUAUCAGCUGGCGAGGGACCUAGACUGCUCCUCCGCCUCCGUGUAUGGGAUGCGCGAAUGCCUGAUGGACAAGACUGCGCAGGAGAUCGUCACGGCGCAGGCUGAUAGACAUCGCUACGUGUACUGGCCCAUGCUAUAUCGCCCCGUGGUGGACGCUGGGCUGAGAGAUGACCCCUUCCUACCAGAGCCUGUGGAGAGUCUGGCCGCCCGUCCCCCGCUGCGCCCCGCCGUGCCGCUCCUGCUGGGGGGAGUGCCGAAGGAGGGUCUACUGUAUGCUCUCACUGCUAUCGUGUUCUCUGAGGGUGGCACAAACCCAGAGGAACUGUAUAAAGAGGCAGCCUUGUACACGGUGGAGUCCCUGUGGCCGAACACAACCACUGCUGCUGCUGUGGCCGAGAUCGUGGCUUCCUACUAUUACUCCAGUCACGCCAGACACGACCUCAACACUCUGGCCGAGGAAAUGACGGAGGCCUUCACUGACACACUGUUCACGUCAUGCAUUUGGGAAGCUGCUGGCCUCUAUGCCGCCUCCGCCAGAACUCCUGUCUACACGUAUCUGAUGGAGCACCACGACCCUGCCUCACCCUCCUACACAGCCCCACUCUUUGGGCCGGCAGAGGGUGCAGGAGUGGCUGGCUUGGGGCGUUCUGAUCUGCUUUUCGGCGCUUCACACGGGGAUGACCUCGCCCUGCUCUUCACGCUGCCCUACCGCCUUGGCACACCAGGCCCCAGAGACCACCGGAUGUCCUUGAUGCUGGCUGACAUGUGGGCAGCCUUCAUGCACACCGGAUCUCCACAGGAAGGGGAAGCCAGCCAGCUGCCGCCCUGGGAGCCCCUGAGGCCUGGCGAGCCCGUCCUGUACUACACCAUAUCCUUCAGCCCCACCAUGUCCUUCAAGCCCUUCAGGAACAAGGAGCAGAAUCUAUGGCACCAGACUCUCUAUCACGUGGACUCCACAUCUGAAGUGUCAUAUGCAUUCUCUGUGGCCACAUGGGCACUGCUGGCUCUGGUGUUGUUAUUGGUGAUGGCAAUAGUGGUGGUGUGUGUCAGUGUGUGGAUGUUGCGCCGCAAGGACAAGUACCCUGGUGGCUCCCUGACACUCAGGCACAGGAUCUCUCGCAACCCAUCCAUCACUGGUUCUUUCAACACCUAGUCACCAGCAGCCCCCCAGGCACUCACAGGUAUGGUGGCCAAUGGCUCACCAUAAUAGUACUACUUGAACUGCUGAGUCUAAAUAAACUAUUGUUGAGCAUUAUAUCAACAAAAUAUGAACAAAAUUGUCCGGGAGUUGAGAAUCAUAUUAAGAGUAUGUGUAUCAUUGUUUACUGAAUGAAAGGGUGAUACUAUGGGACGGCUGUUAAUGAAGUUUGUUUAGUAUCCAUCAGUGUGAUGCAGCGCGGAGGGUGGACAUCACCCAGGAGGUGCCAGGCACCAAGCACUGCUGUGGCACAGGUCCUACAGGGUGACAUAACUAGUAACUUAAGAGUUGUAUGUACAGUAUAUAAUUUCCUUUAAUUUAAGGUGAGUGUCUCAAAGAUAUGUAUGUUGAAAUUACUGAGUUAAAAGAAAAUUAUUAUAUUUUUAUUUUUUAAUUUCUGGUAAUGUACAGGUUUUGGCAGUACUAGUUUUCAUAGAGUGCCAAAUAAAUAUAACUAUGUACACUGAUUUGUACACCACACAAUAGUUCUUUAUAGGUUUUUUAUGUAAAAUAAAUUCAUCUUACACACAAAUUAUCUUUAAAACAGACAAUGAAUUUAGCUUUCAUGCAAAUUUUAAAAAUGAAAAUAAGUUUGAGAGUUCUGUUGGUGGUUUUAUUGAGUAAGUCUGGGUCCAGACAAGGUGGCAGUGGUGGACAGCGAGUCAUGAUGCAUGUAGUAUUCCACUCCCCGUAACAUUUCACACAAGACAGUGGAUAAUUCAAUGGAUAAUUCAAGUGCUUCACCAUCAACACUAUUCCAUUGAGGAGGAUAUUUACAGCCUGUUCUUCAAAAAUUAUUAAACAAUAAAAAAAAAAAAAAAAA
Molecule: messenger RNA, 2914 nt
Organism: Portunus trituberculatus (swimming crab)
Lineage: Eukaryota; Metazoa; Arthropoda; Malacostraca; Decapoda; Portunidae
Product: venom carboxylesterase-6-like
Exons: 12
Coding region: 16-2046 (676 amino acids)
Source: RefSeq, a predicted model, not a curated record